GUCCAAAAUUCCCAAUCCUUCUCCCUAACAAACAUUGGCACAAAAACCCCAAUCUCUGUCACGAGAGAAAGCAGAAGCAGCAAAAGCAUCCAAUGGACGAUGGAGAAGGAGCUCUAAGCUUCGACUUUGAAGGAGGGCUCGAUACUGGCCCCGUUCACCCUACGGCUUCCGUACCCGUAAUCCAAUCAUCGGAUCAGAAUGCCGCCACUCCCGGCCCAAACCACAGUAACCAGUCAUCCCUCGCUCCAGCCCCUUCCGGCGCCGUGCCGGAAUUCGGAACGGGAGGAAACCGUCGGAGCUUUCGCCAGACUGUGUGCCGGCACUGGCUGCGAUCUCUCUGCAUGAAAGGCGAGGCCUGCGGCUUUCUACAUCAGUACGACAAGUCCAGGAUGCCUAUAUGCCGCUUCUUCCGGCUUUAUGGCGAGUGUCGCGAACAGGACUGUGUUUAUAAGCAUACAAAUGAAGACAUCAAGGAGUGCAACAUGUACAAACUGGGGUUUUGUCCGAAUGGUCCUGAUUGUCGGUAUAGGCAUGCCAAGCUUCCUGGACCUCCACCUCCUGUAGAGGAAGUGCUUCAGAAGAUCCAGCAUUUAGUAUCCUACAACUUUGGUCACACAAACAGAUUCUCUCAAAACAAGAAUGCAAAUUUUGUACCUCAAGCAGAUAAAUCUCAGAGUGUGCACGGACCUAAUGGUGCUAAUCAAGCCAUUAGAAAUUCAACAAUGGAAUCCCCUUUUUCUCAACUGCAGCAGAAUCAACAAGCUCAACAAGGGCAACAAAGCACUCAGACUCAAACACUUGCCACUGGACAGCAUAAUCAAGCCAAUAGGAGUUCUGUACCCCUACCUCAAGGAACAUCUAGGUACUUUAUAGUCAAAAGUUGCAAUCGUGAGAAUCUUGAAUUGUCAGUACAACAAGGAGUUUGGGCUACGCAAAGAAGCAAUGAGGCGAAACUAAAUGAAGCAUUUGACUCUGUGGAAAAUGUCAUUUUGAUCUUUUCGGUGAACCGGACUAGACACUUUCAGGUUGUCAGGAUUUCACCACCUUGUUUGUGCAUCACAAAUAAUGACACUUACAUUUACUAUAAUUCCAAUUUGAAAACAUGAAUAUCAAUGAUCAAUUUGGGCUUUGAUUGGGAUUGCAAAAUUCCUUCCAAGUAAUCACACCAAUUCAUGCUGCACUUUAUUAAAAUGAUAAGAAUUUGAUGAGCUGCUUGACACAGUUCUUGCAUAUUUUCUGUAAUUAGGGCUGUGCUAAGAUGACAUCUAGAAUUGGCGGUGCUGCAAAAGGAGGGAAUUGGAAGCAUGAGCAUGGAACAGCACAUUAUGGGCGGAACUUUUCUCUGAAAUGGUUAAAGGUGCUUUAGUUUUCAAUUGGUCAAAUGGAAGCACUGGUUACUGACUUAUAGGCAUUUUAUUUUUUCUUGUUUCUGAAUUAUUUUCUUGAUUAUCUACACUAUUAAAUUUCUUAUUUUUGGACCUUUUAUUGUUAGUUUUGUUGGUUGGAAACAUACCAUGCUCACAUUCUUCAUGAAUGAAAAUACAUACGCUAAGACAUGCACUUAUAUUUUUAUGGGCCUUGAUUGAUAACAUCUUUAUUUUAUGUGUUUGAUUUUGAAAAAAACAUGAUUUCAUUUUAUUUUCUUUUGUGUUCCGUAGUUUGUGAUUGAAGAUUGAUGAGUGUGGGGUUUGGAGGAUGCAUGCCUAGCAUUUUGUAUUAGG
This is a messenger RNA of Cuscuta campestris, 1721 nucleotides long. The record is from the annotation of a GenBank genome assembly. Lineage: Eukaryota; Viridiplantae; Streptophyta; Magnoliopsida; Solanales; Convolvulaceae.